This is a messenger RNA of Paramecium octaurelia, 979 nucleotides long. Lineage: Eukaryota; Ciliophora; Oligohymenophorea; Peniculida; Parameciidae. The record is from the annotation of a GenBank genome assembly.
CUACCUUAAAAUCAAAUUAAGGAUGAGCAUUAAUUAUGCCUGUAAUAUAUUUUAGCCUUAUUUAAAGAAUUAAGGAAAACUGGGAGGAGACAAUCUGUAAACACCGACUUCAUGCAAUAUCACAAACUAUCUUAAGUAUUUAAUUGUGAAGUAUAAAAGGAUAAGACUUUCACAGAAUCUUUUCCCGUGUCGCUUCAAAGAACUAAACCCAACUUUAAAAAUCAAUUGUCUUAAUUAGAAUUGUAAGAUAUGAAUAUUAUAAUAAAGCGAUGAUCACUAAAUUGACUUUAAAAAUCACCCAUUUACAUUUUAGGAUAAGACCGAUCAGAAGACUGAAGUAACCAAGAAGAAAUUUGUAUUUGAUGAGCAUUAAUCAACUAAAUAAGGAGAGUUUAAGAAUUUUAUGAAUGCAAUGGAUGAUUAUAUAAACUUUUUGAAUGAAAGUUCUGAGUGCUUGACUUUGAAUUCAGAAAAUUACAGCUAAUUAGAGAAUAUACUAUUUGCUAAAUUUAACAUUAUUCGAUAAAAGCAUGAAGAGUUAAAUAAGAAAUACAAAUUGGCAUAAUAAAAUUUUAAAGCUCAAAAAUAUUAGAAUUAGUUACUCAAAAAGCAAAUAGUAGAGAUUCAUUCGCAAUUGGAGGAAGAGAGAUAAAAAAGCUGUGUAUUGUAAGAUAUAAAUGAAAAACUGAAAAAGAAGUAUAGGGACUUAUAAAACAAAACACAAUUUAUUCAAAAUUCAUUUGUGUAAGAUAGAAUGAAGUACGAUCAUAAACGGUAGAAUUAAUUUCAAUAAAGUAUAUCAGUAGAUGAAACUGAUAGGGGUACAACAUAGCAAACUUAUGAAACGAAUGAUGAUUAAUAAAAUGUGACCAAAUUCUUAAAAUCUUAAAUGCGAAAGUUGAGAUUGAACAAUUAAUAAAUUGAUGAUUAUUCUCGUCUAUAUAAAAAAAUUAGUGAACAUAAUAAUGAUGACUUUUGA